UUUUUGAAUUGGUUUCAUGCCGCACUUUAUUUGAAAACUCAGUUACAAGUAGAAAUUAUGGACACUCUCCAAUACGUACUCUAGACAAGAAUCUAAAUUUAGCAUUACAGUUUACUUUCUUUGCAACUUUAAAACUAACAGUAGAUCUAGACAUAAACAUAGUAACAGGCUAGAGUCUACAAUGUUUAGGCCUAAAUAGUUUUCAAUGAUCUCAUCAGUUGGAUCACAGGAUGCUUUCAUUUUGAGACAAAUUCAUCACUUUGGCAUCGAGAUAUCGGGCUGCCUUAUGUUCAGCAUCUAUGAUCUACUGUUGUACUGGCCUAUUCUUUGCUCCUUUUCGGCCCUUGCUGUGGUUGACCUCAACCCACAGGAGCUCCAGUAUGUCUCUGAUCAUCUGACCAACCAAAAGUGUAAUGAACUCAUAGAUGCUCUCAACCAAAAAGGUUUUCAGCUACACCCAGAGCUCUUCCCUGUUCAUACCAAGUUCAGAGGUCACCCACCAAGACCUUGCCUUGUCCGACUCCGAGAAUGGGGCAAAGGUCAGGGAGGAAACAUGACCUUUGACUUUCUGGCCUUACGAUUGAAAGAAAUUGGAUUAGAAAAGGUAGCAGACAAAUUGUCUGGCCUUGUGUUGGGAGAAACUGUCAGGGAGCUCCACAAGUUUUUCCUUGAUGACCCUUAUAAAGACAUGGUGCCAACAGAUUCUCUGAUGGUGGACAAACAGGAGGAUACCACAAAAAUGAUUCCUUCAGAUGAAGGUGAAGACAUCAAUGAGUCGCUGUUUGUGGCCAUUGUGAUAUUGACGGUCAUCUGCCUAACUCUGUUCAUGUGCAUCACUGUGUGCCUGGUCUGUCCGAGACUUGGACACAUUAUUUGUCAGUUCGCCUGCCCUACGCCCUGUAUGGUCAUGUAUGAUACAAUGAUUAAUAACUGUCUAAACUGCUGGUCGAUCACAAGGAGGAACAUGGAUAAGUACAUGCUAGUGGCGCCCAAAGGAGGGGGAGGACUGAUGCUCUAAAGGACACCCACCACAACAUGGAAAGAGAACAGGAAAAAAUUAGUCUUUUUAAUCAAUCAAUGAAUCGAAUGCCCUUCUAUUCAACUAGAAGAAAGGUCACCAUUGGAUUUAAUAGAUUUUGAAAAUAUUCGAUAUAUUUAGAUGAAUUUUAAAUAAAUGGAACUAUAGACCUAUGUUCAUUUUUCUUAAGUUUAGAUUUAAUGUAAAAAAACAACAAUUUCACAGUGAUGUUAUUCAGUAGUUUGAAUGCCCAGUGAUUGCUGUGACAAUAGGAAAACUAAUGCCAAAUAUUAUUAAUACAAUAUUGUAUAGACAUUUCUUAAAUUCAUAGGCAGUUUUUCAUUGGCAAAUUGUAUAAUGUGCAUAUUAAUGUGUAAUUUUAAGCAUUUUUUUUACUUUGUUAGUUAGGUUUAUGAAACUUAAAAAUUGUAUGUUUCUAUUAAUAAUAUUUUCAAUACAAAAAAGUGCUAUAAACAUUUG
Biomphalaria glabrata is the source of this 1498-nucleotide messenger RNA. RefSeq lists its product as uncharacterized. Gene Ontology annotation, molecular function: protein binding. Bases 206 to 1018 code for a protein of 270 amino acids. The transcript has 5 exons. Gene Ontology annotation, biological process: signal transduction. Lineage: Eukaryota; Metazoa; Mollusca; Gastropoda; Planorbidae. The record is from RefSeq and is a predicted model, not a curated record.